Messenger RNA from Tachysurus vachellii, 4304 nucleotides. It is a transcript of the gene acsbg2, whose product is annotated as acyl-CoA synthetase bubblegum family member 2. The record is from RefSeq and is a predicted model, not a curated record. NCBI's taxonomy places the organism in Eukaryota, Metazoa, Chordata, Actinopteri, Siluriformes, Bagridae. Gene Ontology annotation, cellular component: endoplasmic reticulum; membrane. The coding region runs from base 184 to 2475 and encodes 763 amino acids. Gene Ontology annotation, molecular function: long-chain fatty acid-CoA ligase activity. The transcript is spliced from 15 exons.
AACAACAAUACAGGAGACUGUUUACUUUCUGCGUACACGUGUGAGCCGAGCUGAAAUUGUGUCAGCACUCGAAAGGAGGUUUUUCUCAAAUCUAGACGUGUUACUGAGACGGUUAACUGAGACGAGACUCUGUCUGAAUCGGACCUUUUGAGACGGAGUUCGAGGUUUAUUGCACAAGCGUAAAUGCUUAUUAAUAACGCGUCAUGGUGUCAGAUUACGUCCAAGAUGCAACACGCUCGUACCGGCAUCAGCACUGUGCUGGUGACCGAGUGUGAGUCUUUAGACAUGUCUAAAAAAGCAGUAACGGAUUCCACAGGAGACGUCCCACAGUCCUGUGCUGCUGCACAGAGCAUCGUGGAUCUGGAGGACCAGUUGGAUUUUACAAUCAAUGGUUCAUCAGAAAUGGAGACUCCCUUUGAGUUGGAGAAAAAACACAACACCAUCAACACACACACAGAGCCUGCUCCCGUCUCUUCCGCCAUGGGCUCGGGCUCAGCUCUGUGGACGUGUCAGAGGGACGGCGAGGUGAAGCUGAGGAUGGGCGAGUCGGGGCUGGAGGCUGAACCUCCUCUCACCGUGAACCAGAUGUUCACACGUGCUGUGGAGCUGUUCGGCAAACGCACGGCGCUCGGAUGGAAGGAAGGAGAGCAGUGGAAGAAAAUCAACUUCGAGGAGUAUUACAAAGAGUGUCGCACUGCAGCCAAGAGCUUCCUGAAGCUCGGCCUGCAGCGCUACCAUGGAGUCGGUAUCCUGGGCUUUAACUCUCCUGAGUGGUUCAUCUCUGACAUUGGAGCGAUUUUGGCUGGAGGGUUUUCUGUGGGCAUCUACACCACCAACUCCCCUGAGGCGUGUCAGUACGUGGCUGAGAACUGCCAGGCCAACAUCCUGGUGGUGGAGAACCACAAACAGCUGCAGAAGAUCCUGCAGAUCCAAGACAAGCUGCCUCACCUGAAAGCCAUUAUCCAGUACAAAGAUGCUCUGAAAGAGAAGAAACCAAAUCUUUACUCGUGGGAGGAGUUUAUGGAGCUGGGCCGGAACGAGCCGGACGGUCCGCUUGAUGACAUCAUCGCAUCGCAGAAACCCAAUCAGUGCUGCAUGCUGAUCUACACAUCAGGAACCACUGGACAGCCAAAAGGGGUCAUGCUGAGCCAUGAUAACUUGACAUGGACAGCGCUUGUGACUGCUCAGACGGUCCACCUUACAGAGGAGACUCAGGAGGUGGUGGUGAGCUACCUGCCCCUCAGCCACAUCGCCGCCCAGAUGGUCGACAUCUGGAUCACUAUGAGGGCCGGAGGAGCCACGUACUUCGCCCAGCCUGACGCCCUAAAGGGCUCUUUGGUGAACACCCUGCGUGAGGUUCGACCCACAGCGUUCCUGGGAGUCCCUCGGGUCUGGGAGAAGAUGCAGGAGAAGAUGAAGGCAGCCGGAGCCAAAUCAUCUGGCCUGCGGCGCAAAGUGGCGAUCUGGGCCAAAGGCGUCGGUCUGCAAACCACCCUGAGCAGGAUGGAGCAGAGCGGUGCGACACACACGCCACUGAACUAUCGCCUAGCCAAGCGUAUAGUGUUCAGGAAGGUGAGGAAGGCGCUGGGGUUGGACCGCUGCCGCCUCUGCUACACCGGCGCAGCACCAAUCACCAAGGACACGCUGGAGUUCUUCUACAGCCUGGACAUCCCGCUGAUGGAGCUGUACGGCAUGAGCGAGAGCAGCGGACCACACAGCAUGUCCGUGCAGGAGGCCUUCAGACUCACCAGCUGCGGGAAGGUGAUCGCAGGUUGCCAGACGAAGAUCUUUAAUCCCGACGCGGACGGAAUCGGCGAGAUCUGCUUCUGGGGACGACACGUCUUCAUGGGCUACCUGAACAUGUUAGACAAGACGGAGGAGGCACUGGACGCAGACGGCUGGCUGCAUUCCGGAGACCUGGGCAAACACGACAAGGACGAAUUUCUCUACAUUACAGGACGCAUCAAAGAGCUGAUCAUCACUGCUGGAGGAGAAAACAUUCCCCCGGUGCCCAUCGAGGACACGGUGAAAGAGGCCCUGCCCAUCAUCAGCAACGCCAUGCUGAUCGGAGACAAGUGCAAGUUCCUCUCCAUGCUCCUCACCAUUAAGUGCGAGUUAAACAGCGAGACCGGUGUCCCGGAGGACGAACUCACCCCCGAGGCUGUGGAGUGGUGCAGGAAGUUGGGCAGCUCGUCCACACGGGUGUCUGAGAUCUGUGGAGGACGCGACCGCCUCGUCAACGCCGCCAUCCAGGACGGCAUUAACAGAGUGAACCAGAGCGCCACGUCUAACGCCCAGCGCAUCCAGAAGUUCGUAGUGCUAGAGCACGACUUCUCCAUCACCGGAGGAGAGCUCGGUCCCACUAUGAAGCUGAAGAGGCCAGUUGUGCUCAAGAUGUACAAAGAACAAAUCGAGAACCUCUACAAGGAGGCGGUGACUCCAAGCAACCCCGAGAACCCGCUGCCUCCUAAAUAAGAUCCAUACCAAAGAACACACACAACACACACACACAAACGCUUCUGUCUGUAUUUGCGUCGCUUCUAAGUGCGUGUGUGUGUGAGACGGCGUGUAACUUUUCACAAAGUCUCUUCUGUCUUUACUGUUUGUUUUUGUUGUUUUUGUUCCAUGAUGCCUUUUUGUUUUUGUUUACACCUGCAAGCACAAUGCUAAAGAAAUACGAGCGACGUCAACGUCAAGCUGUGAAGUUCUUCUCGAAUUCAUUGCCAGUUUGUUUGUUUGUUUAUUUAUUUAUUUCUGAGGUGUGAUGAAGUCCGUAGAAGAGCCUUAGACUUAGACCCGAUUCAUUGUGAGCGUUCAGGAAGCCGGGCUGCUCGACAUUAUUUAUAAUGAGCUUAUUUGCAGUUAUGAAAAUAAAGUUUUUAUAAGAAACAAAACAAAAAAAAGGUGUGUAGCUGCAGUGUUCUUUAGUCUCCUGACGUUCUGGAGUGAACGAGAAUCCGACGUUCUGUAUCUAAAGACGAUCUAGAACCGAUGCUGUAUACGGAUCUGUCUCUAUCUGUUCAUCCCUCUGGAUAGACAGUCGUCGUCUUUCUCCGAGAACGUCCAACGAGGUUUUUGCUGUAAAUGAAAGACGUACAGAAAUUUUAAGAGAGAACGUGCCCCGAGAUGAUUAGGUUCUCCAGACUUAGGUUAGGGAGAACCGAGACAUUUCUGGAAAACUCUACACCAACGUACUUCCUCAAGGCUCCAAAUACAUAUUUGUGAUGCUAGAACUGUAGCCGGUCCAAAGAACCCUUGAGGAAACUUUGGUGUAGGUUUCUAAAAGAGAGGGAAUCCCUUUAGCGUGAGGCUCUGAUUGGUUAGCGUGGGUUCUACUGGGAACCUGUUUUUUUUUCCUUUAGAAAGACCAGACUAUGAAUUGUCCAAAGAACCCCAGAGGAACUCCACAACAUCUCAAAAGCCUCUUAAAGCUCAGAACGUUAGAAAGAAAUUCUGGUGGAGAAAAAAACAAUAACACAGAAACCUGUUAGAGUUCCAAUGGAAGCCUUCAGGGUCCAUCAGACCCCAAAAGAACCUGAAAGCAUUUGAUGGGCUUCUACUUGGAAAGUUACACAUUUAAGCCCUUUAGAAAGACCGAAGUGUUAAGUAGCUGAGGAAUCGUUGAGGAUCUUCUGCUUUCCCUCCUGUUUAAAGGGCAGCCUGUUGAAGGUCUCCAUGAAACGUGAACAUGAGGGGAAAAAUGACUGAACCCUUAAAGGUUCACAUGGAUCUAAAAUCCAUCACGUGUUUAAAUGUUCAUGACGAGACGUGACCUUCCCCCGAUUCCUCCUUGUUGGAAGACGUCGAUGAGGUUGUAGUAAUAAACGUGUGUGUAGCACUGAGUGCAGUGUAGAGAUGAGAAUCACUGCUUCUGACACUUUUGCACUAUUUAUUGCCUCUCGUGCACUGCUCUGGUUUCAUGGAUGUUUUUUUUUCACCAGCAGAUUUAAAGCCACAAAAUCACACAUUUGAAGCCAUGAAAGUUUUUUAUUUAUCCUUCUUUUCACCGCCAUGUUAUUUGUUGAAAUGUUUCUAUUCAGGGUCUGAUUUAUUAUUGUAAUUAUUAUUGUUAUUUACAGUUUGCAGUGAACUUGUUCCAUAUUGUAAAUAGCUUCCUGCUCGAUCUGUGCUGUUUGUGUGUGUUGAUCACGUGACUGAACGGCUGCUUUCGUGCCGUCGGAUGUUGUAAAAAAACAAAAAAAACAAAGUAAGAUGAAGUGAAUAUAAAGAAUCUGUUUUUGAUAGUUUGGCAUGUUGUGAUAUGACUGAAUAGAAAUAUGGAAAUAAAUCUGUACAGACUAAAA